AUGUCUCUUCGGAUUUCUACUGGACCCAGGCGCAUCUGCUCAUGGUCUGGAGCUGGGGCAGUCAGAAUACCCAAUGCUAGCACUAGCUUUGGGAAUAACAGCAUGUAUGGAGGCUCUGUGGUAGGAGGUGGAAACUUACCUGGUGGAAGUUAUGGAAGCUGCCUCAGUGGAAGCUCAGGGGGAGCCCCCGGUGGGAACCCUGUUGUUAGUAGCUUUGGAGGUGCUUCUUGUGCAGGCUUUGUGGCAAAUGAAGGCCUCCUCUCUGGCAAUGAGAAGGUCACCAUGCAGAACCUUAACGACCGUCUGGCUUCUUAUCUGGACAACGUGCGAGCUCUGGAGGAGGCCAAUUCUGAGCUAGAGCAAAAAAUUAAGGGCUGGUAUGAGAAAUUUGGUCCUGGCUCCUGUCGUGGACUGGACCAUGACUACAGCAGAUAUCAAGUGACCAUCGAAGAGCUUAAGAACAAGCUUAUCUCUUCCACCACAAGCAAUGCUAAUGUCGUCCUGCAGAUUGACAAUGCCAGGCUGGCUGCGGAUGAUUUCCGUCUGAAGUUUGAAAAUGAACUGGCUUUUCACCAAAGUGUCGAGGCGGACAUCAAUGGCCUACGUCGGGUCCUGGAUGAGCUGACCCUCUGCAGAACAGACCUAGAAAUCCAAUAUGAAACUAUGAAUGAGGAGCUAACUUACCUCAAGAAGAACCAUGAAGAGGAAAUGAAAGCCCUCCAGUGCGCUGCAGGUGGCAACGUCAACGUGGAGAUGAACGCAGCCCCAGGGGUAGAUCUGACCAUUCUGCUGAAUAACAUGAGGGCAGAGUACGAGGACCUGGCUGAGCAGAACCGCAGGGACGCUGAAGCCUGGUUCAAUGAAAAGAGCGCCACGCUCCAACAGCAGAUCUCCGACGAUGCGGGGGCCACCACCUCCGCCAGGAGCGAGCUCACCGAAAUGAAGCGGACCGUCCAGACCCUGGAGAUUGAGCUACAGUCCCUCUUGGCCACGGUAGAUCUCUCCAAAACCACACUAGUAAAGACUGUUGUUGAAGAGCUAGAUCAGCGGGGCAAGGUCCUUUCAACCAGGGUUCACUCCAUUGAAGAAAAGACCUCUAAAAUGAGCAAUGGCAAAACAGAACAAAGAGUCCCUUUCUAG
This is a messenger RNA of Gracilinanus agilis (Agile Gracile Mouse Opossum), 1140 nucleotides long. RefSeq names its product keratin, type I cytoskeletal 28-like. The transcript is spliced from 6 exons. Gene Ontology annotation, biological process: hair follicle morphogenesis; intermediate filament organization. The coding region runs from base 1 to 1140 and encodes 379 amino acids. The record is from RefSeq and is a predicted model, not a curated record. NCBI's taxonomy places the organism in Eukaryota, Metazoa, Chordata, Mammalia, Didelphimorphia, Didelphidae. Gene Ontology annotation, molecular function: structural molecule activity.